UGUUUGUUUUUGUAUCAUGAUGUUCUCUUUUUGGGUGGCUUAGGUGUUGUUUAGGCUGUUGUUUCUUUGUUGGGGUAGAUUUUUCAGAAAUUGUUUGGUGGUGGUGGCCCUGUUGUAUGUAGACCGACUAUCGUGGCUUACUGGCUUGCGUUCCAGUUGCCACUGCUCAACAAGGAGAAGAAUGGUAGUCCACCACGUACACGUAAAUGCCUCAUGCGUGGCUCUUUCAAUGCAUUGCUGCUCUCAUCGCAUUUUAUAUCAUUCUCUGUGCUCACAGUAUGCAGGAGAUUCUUCCUGUCAUCAUGGGGCUUGAGAGAGAGGAAGGGAUACAUGUCGGCCUCUAUGCGCAUUGCGCACAAGGGUUGCUGGUCAGAAUUAGUGUUUAUGGGAGUCCAUUCAUCUGAUUUUCAACAAAAGUUAGAGAGGAAGAUUUUGAUGUGAAUUUCUGGAUAAAAUCCCUGAUUUCUCUUACUUGGACUCAGAUCACCAUAUGCUGAAUCGGAUUUCUUUAACAAGAUUGAUCAUUGCGGAUGAGAUGGACUACUUAAUAACACGAGACCGGGCUGUGCUACAUGACGUUUUCAUGCUUACCAACCACCAGUUCUCAAGAUGCAUACUAAUAGGAAUUGUAAAUGCCAUAGACCCAACAGAUCGCUUUCUACCAAAGCUUCAAUCAUUAAAUUCUGGUCUGAUAAGUGAAAAUACAACAGUACUUUAUUAUUUACAGGUAACUGAUAAUAUGUACAUUCUAAUUUUCUUCUAUACUCCAGUGCCCUGAUACGUCUCCAACGUAUCUAUAAUUUUUGAUUGCUCCAUGCUAUAUUAUAUUUUGUUUUGUACAUUAUUGGGCUUUAUUAUACACUUUUAUAUUAUUUUUCGGACUAACCUAUUAACCGGAGGCCCAGCCCAGAAUUGCUGUUUUUUGCCUAUUUCAGAGUUUUGCAGAAAAAGAAUAUCAAACGGAGUCCAAACGGAAUGAAACCUUCGGGAACGUGAUUUUCGGAACGAACGUGA
This is a messenger RNA of Triticum aestivum (bread wheat), 1014 nucleotides long. RefSeq names its product cell division control protein 6 homolog. The transcript is spliced from 5 exons. Lineage: Eukaryota; Viridiplantae; Streptophyta; Magnoliopsida; Poales; Poaceae. The record is from RefSeq and is a predicted model, not a curated record. The coding region runs from base 491 to 778 and encodes 95 amino acids. Gene Ontology annotation, cellular component: nucleus. Gene Ontology annotation, biological process: DNA replication initiation; mitotic DNA replication checkpoint signaling. Gene Ontology annotation, molecular function: DNA replication origin binding.